AUAAUGCGGUUUACUUUGUCAAGGAGUCUCAUGACUCAUUGUUUUCUAAUUCAAGAUUUCACCACUAAUCGCCAUAUUGACACAAUUUUGACUUUCUGAAAAUUGGAUAAAGCAGUGGAAAAUUUUGAGAAAAUGCCGGUUAGGGUGGAAAUUACACCUCCCCUGCCGGCAAAUUCGAAACAACCAGGUGUAACCAAGUCUUUAUUGUACAAUGGUUCAAAAUUCCAAGGAUUCCAGAAGUCAAAAGGCAAUAGUUACGAAGUUGAAGUGAUUUUACAGCAUGUAGAUGAAGAAAAUUCAUAUCUUUGUGGAUAUUUACAAAUAAAUGGACUCACGGAUGAGUACCCAAAACUAACCACCUUUUUCGAUGGUGAAAUUAUAAGCCAAAAGUAUCCCUUUCUCACUAGAAAGUGGGACGCUGACGAAGAUGUAGAUAGAAAGCAUUGGAGCAAAUUUUCACUGUUCAGUCAAUAUGCCAAAACUUUUAAUUCUGAUUCCUUCGACUAUCUGGCACUUGCUGAUACCGAUUAUGUUUUUAUGAGAUGGAAAGAACAUUUUUUAGUUCCAGACCAUACAAUUAAAGAUAUAUCAGGAGCAUCUUUUGCUGGGUUUUACUAUAUUUGUUUCCAAAAAUCUAAAGCCACAAUAGAAGGAUACUAUUACCACAGAAGUUCUGAAUGGUUUCAAUCUUUGAAUCUAACUCAUGUGCCUGAAAAUAGUAUACAAAUAUAUGAAUUUAGGUAAAUUGGAUGCAGAACAAACAGACUUCCCGAGCGCUGGGCACAUUUUGAACCAUGGAAAAUGUGAUUUUUUCACAAUUUAUUUUGUCUAGAUUUAAAUAUAUAUAUAUAUAUGAUUUCUACCAAACUGAGAAAUGUGUGAAAAGUGAAAACAAAAUCUUUGAAUGUUUUAAUUGAAAACCUAGUUAAGUAAAUAGAUAUUUAAUUGUUACAUUGGAUGUUUCAAUAUAAUUAUUGUAGUACUAUCAAAUUUAUUUACACUAUAAAAUUAUAAUAUUUAUUCUAGUCCAAUAACUAAUUAAGAAGAAAGUCUUGAAAUUUUUUCAGAGUAAUUUCACUUUCACCUUCAAUAUAUAUUUAUAUAUUUCGAGUUCCAGUAGCCUUAUAGCAAACAGCUAACGAGCAAUUAGUUAUAAUUUUUUUUUACUAUGUUAUACUUUUUUAUCUAUUUAUUGGAUUAUCUGUAUGUCUUGUUGAUGUUGAUUUCAAUAAAAUACUACUACUCACCCAAAAAUGUUUACACUCAUACUAAAUUUUAACUAAUUUCUACUAUAUAAACUAUUAUAUAUGUACUACCUUAAAUCUUAUUUUAUAAAUCAGUUUGGUGGGAACCCCAUGUACUUAUCUUUAAGUUAAAAAAGCUCUCUUCACUUAUAAAAUUACCUAAUAUGAGUAUCUUGUAAUUGGAACAUAAAUUUCAUUGAUUUCUUUGUAAUUAUUUAUACAGAAGUAUUUACUGUUUCUCUUUUCAAUGAAAUAAAUUAAACACCAAGUACAAAACUAAUGUAUAAUUAUAAAAAUUGAAUAAAAAACACCUAAUAUUAAUCUAAACUGAAGUCAAUGGAGCCAUUUCCUAAAAUUUUCUAAUAUUAAUGUCAAUACAAGAUAUAUAAUUUUUUUUUUAAAAUUGUUACUCUAUCUACAUAUUGAAAUCCGAUUCAUCUGAUUACUAAUUCACAUCUUGAAAACAGAUCUAAUUGAUCUGAAAUUCAUUAAGCUUUCCAGGAUAAACCCACAACCUCACAUCGUCCCACAAAUUCUAUACAGUUAAAGUCUACAGACCAAGCUAGAGUUACAAUUUUCACUUCCUUGAGGUAAUUUUGUACCACUCCAAUCAUCAUGUUUAGCAUAUAUUAUAAUUCCUGAAUCACAACUUCUUGCAGACCUCUAAAUCAAUACCACCCAAUACGAUAAUACUUCCUCCACCAUAGCUCACUAUUCCAACAAUGUGAUAUUGAAAAAUUCAUUCACCAAGAUGGCGAUACUUUCUUCUACAGUGGUUGUCACUAAAACGACAAAAUUGUAACUGAAUAAAAUAUUGUCCCAUUGGCAUUCUCCCAAGUUUCAAUAGGAACGAGUUGUCACAUGGUUGGGAGUUAGUUCUUACGACUUCAUCCAACUAUCUUCCCACUAUAUUCCAACUAAUGUGCUAAUUAUACAAAUUGCGGUAGUCAAUUCCGCAUUUUUGAAAUAGCUGUGAAAUAUAAACGAAUGCAAUUAUAAUUUUAUCGUGUAUUAAAAAGUUUCGAAAAAAAUUGAGGCUAUGAUUCCCGAUGAGGACAUGUCAAUCUGUUACCUUGGCUGAGUGGAAUUUAUGGAGGGUUUUGAUCACUCCAGUACCUGAAAUUUUGCUUGUUUACAAAUCUCAAUAGAUGAAAAUGUGCCUCGUUGCUCAUCCGGUUUUGCACAGAUUCCUCAUUUUCUUCAACCAUACCCAAAAACUUUUCGCGGAAUUGCCGUUGGUUGGUUUUUGUUCAAUGCUUGAACAAUUUGAAUUUUGUGAGGGUGAUAGUGCAGAUCUUACCUCAAGAACCUUGGGACAGAUCUGUCGAAAAGUUUCAGAGCGGCACUUUUUCCUGCAGCCACCCUCAUACGCUCAACAUUCUCAGGAGUUCGAACGGAUUUCAUACUGCGACCUCUUCUGCUCGUUGUUUCAUCAAUAUUUUCACAACUUCAUUGAACUAGGUACUGGGUGAUUGCCAUUAAUUUCAAAAUGAGUACGAAAACGGCGCUGAGCUGUUACAUAGCUACCGGUUUGAAAAAACGCUUUCACAGCAACCUUGACAAUUCGCCGCGCCCACUUUCUACGUUACCACAGCCAUUUCAAAAAUGAAGAAUUAACUGCCGCACAUUGUACCUGUACGCACGGGUUAUUUUUUAAUUGUAGUAACUGCGAAAUUGUGCUAGUGCUCUGAACACAGCAGAUCGUGUCAUUUCCGAUAGAUAAGUCUUGUUUCGCAAAUGUCUAUGCGGCAGUACGUUCCUAGGUCAAAAAAUCUCUAUUUUUGUAGUCUUUUGGGACAUUUUAACCAACAUAUUGUGGGCACUCUCUCUCUAUCAACGUACGAACAAAACUGAUCUCAAAAAUCCUAAAAAUAUGAUUUUUUAUGAACUUAUAACAAAAUAUGUUCAAUGAAAUGAAAUCAUAUUAAAAAAAAUUAAAGUAGGUCCAAUUCGCGUUAAUUUGCUUUAAAUGUACUUAGUAUAGUAUACGCAAAAACAACUACAACAUAUUAGCAUCAUGUUUUUAUACAGUAUUAAAAACUGAACUGUAACUUUCGUUCAUUUCAAAUCAAUUUCCAUUUAGGUCCAUAGCCUUGUAAUUUAUCUCCACUUCUUUCAGUCUUUUGCUUUUUUUCUCCAGUUUUGAAUGUUUGUCAAUAGUUUCAAGAGUCUGCUAAAAAAAUGCAUUGAGGUCAACACCCAAAUACAUGACGUUUAAAAUCAAUUAUUAUCGAUAUAUCUCCAAUUUCGUAUUACAAAGAUUCCAUGAGUCUUAUCUCAAAAACAAAUUUUUGAAAUGAAUUGUGCCCUGAUGAAUGCUGGAUACUCACAGAAAGCAUAGUUUGGAUGAGACUAGCAGAUUUAACAGUUAUAGUUGAAUUUUUUGCUUUCAGCAGUUAGAAAAAUUUAGUAUUGGUUAGUCUUUUUUUGUUUUCAAUUCAAUCUUUUAAUAAGUAAAUACUCUGUAUAGAUAAAGGGUACCCAGCUUUUAUGUAAUAUCAGCUACAUUUGAGUAUAUAUUUGUAUUUUUUACUUAAUGAAAUAAAAAACCGACUGGAAAAAUUAAAAGUACCUAAAUAGUAAAAUUUUUAAAAAUUUUGACUAAAUACUCUAUAAGUCACCAUUUGUUAUGUAUAUUAUGUAUAAAUGUAUGAAUAUAUUUUUUUUAUUAUAAUUUUUGAUGUUUGGUUUUGUGUUUGAAAUUGAAAAAAGGAAUCCAAAUAAAGGUAAUUGGAAUUAAAA
This is a messenger RNA of Diorhabda carinulata, 3986 nucleotides long. Its product is annotated as glucose-induced degradation protein 4 homolog. The transcript has 4 exons. Gene Ontology annotation, cellular component: extrinsic component of membrane; GID complex. Gene Ontology annotation, biological process: protein targeting to vacuole; protein catabolic process in the vacuole; proteasome-mediated ubiquitin-dependent protein catabolic process. The coding region runs from base 133 to 744 and encodes 203 amino acids. NCBI's taxonomy places the organism in Eukaryota, Metazoa, Arthropoda, Insecta, Coleoptera, Chrysomelidae. The record is from RefSeq and is a predicted model, not a curated record.